AUGAGCGCUAUAUCAAUUGGAUGCUGGACAUGUCGCGUACGACACAAAAAAUGCGACAUCACCCUCCCAAUAUGCAGGGAAUGCAGUGACCGCAACGUCCAGUGUCAUGGGUACGGGCCGAGGCCUACAUGGAUGGACGGAGGAUCUGAAGAAAAGAAAGAAAAAUCGCGAAUCAAGACCGCAAUCAAUCAGCAUGUGCGACGACUCCGGAAGAUGCGAAAUCGCGCCAAACCCGCGCCUGCGGCAGGUGAUGAAACAGAAUCUACGAUGAAUCCGGCUGGCUCCCCGGAUGGUUCCCCUCUUGUAUCCAUCGAAUCUUCGACGCAAGAUACUAUUUUCGAUCCGCAGUCAGCAUGUCUGCUGAUGCAUUAUCUAGAUCAGGUCUUUGCUUGGCAGUUCCCUUACUUCUGCUAUACAUCCCGGUUAGGAAAUAGAGGCUGGCUUCUCUAUCUACUGAUGAAGCGGGGGCCUUUGUACCAUGCCGUUCUGAGUCUUUCGUCUCUUCACCAGAGUGCUAUUCUGGGUAGUGAGGAGGAAUUCCAACAGAAGGAAAAAGCUCUUGAACACCAUUCGAGGGCGCUUCGAGAAUUCUGCAAAUUCAUGGGCGAGGAACGUGGAAGGUUGCUGGAUGACAAUGCUCGGCUGGCCGAGUUUCUGGCAUGCAGUUUGAUCAUGAUUAGCUGCGGCGAGCACGACUGGCUGCUUCACCUGGACGCGGUCAUUGGUGUUGUACAUUCGCUUUCGCCCGAGAGUAUAUUCACUGCCAACUCACUGUCUGAUAGUCAGUCUGGUAUGACCCGAGUUCACCACCAGGAGGGCCUAGAGUUCCUCCUCGCUACUAUGGUCUCCCUUGAUCUCUUUGCUUGUCUUCCCACGGGCCGGGUACCACAACUACCGUAUCAAAAAUGGCUCCAAACUCCAGAAAUACAGAUAGCAGAUCUGUUGAGCUGCGAAAAUUGGGUAAUGAUGAUAAUCGGAGACCUGGCCUGCUUCGGUCAAUGGAAGAAAGUCCAAGAGGAAGACAAUGCCCUCGAUGUCAGUGAAAUGACCAGACGCGGCGACGAGAUUAAAGCUCGUUUGACCACUGGAAUCGAGGAGCUUGAUUUGAUCAGGGAUGUACGUAUCGCAUCACCAUAUUCAUCAACAUGCACUAACCCCAGUCUUCAGAAAGAAAAUUAUGAGCCCCAGACCAGCUGGGUCACUCGGAUGUACGCCCUCGCAUGUUUGGUUCUGCUUCAUACCACAGUUUCAGGGCCACUGCCCGCCCUGCCGGAGAUUCGCGAAACCGUUUCUAGGAGUAUCGUCGAGCUCCAGGGUCGUCCGAGAGCGUACUCGCUCACGGGCUUGGUGUGGGCGAUUUGUGUAGUGGGGUGUAUGGCACAGGCUGAUCAUCAGCUUUUGUUUGAGGAUCUGAUGGCUGAUUUGGUACGACACUCAGCGCGAUUUGGAAAUCUUGGAACGGUGUUGAAGACGAUGAGGAGUUGCUGGAAGUUGCAAGAAACUGAAAGUGCGGAUUGCAGGACUACGAUGGUAAAGACUGGUAUAUGUGCGAUAUUGAUUUAG
Penicillium olsonii is the source of this 1563-nucleotide messenger RNA. The record is from the annotation of a GenBank genome assembly. NCBI's taxonomy places the organism in Eukaryota, Fungi, Ascomycota, Eurotiomycetes, Eurotiales, Aspergillaceae.